AUGACGGCGUGUACGAACACGGCGAUACUUGACGCGGCGUCACUGCCGCGGCGCUACUGUCGCAAGGCGUCAGCGGCCGAGCCGCGCUUCCCCUCGCAGUGUCGCGCCGAUCGCACGGUCAACACGUGUGUUGAAGAGUACAAAAAUUCGAAAAAAAAGGACAGAGUUUGGGAUGAAAUUGGGAGGGUGUUAAAUAAAAAAGGCGAGUAUCUU
Molecule: messenger RNA, 213 nt
Organism: Brenthis ino (lesser marbled fritillary)
Lineage: Eukaryota; Metazoa; Arthropoda; Insecta; Lepidoptera; Nymphalidae
Source: the annotation of a GenBank genome assembly